This is a messenger RNA of Pyrenophora tritici-repentis Pt-1C-BFP, 1755 nucleotides long. RefSeq names its product Atrophin-1 multi-domain protein. Lineage: Eukaryota; Fungi; Ascomycota; Dothideomycetes; Pleosporales; Pleosporaceae. The record is from RefSeq and is a predicted model, not a curated record.
AUGCACCUCCCUCUCGCCCUCGUCGUCACACUCGCUACUUCAACUCUUGCCAUCCCAGCCCCCACACCUGUACCCACACCUGACUCAUCCUCCCCCCGCGCCGCCUUACGAGGCAGUGCACGAAACGUCUACCUCACAACCUGCACCACGCGCUCCCUCUCCGCCGACAGCACCUCUUCGUCCGCCAUCCUCUACAACAGCGGCGACACUUCGUCUUCCAACCCUUCCGACGUCGGCACUGUGUUGUCUGAGAGUGCUAUCCAAUGGGCGGGUUAUACGCGACGCGUGCCGCUAGGCUCCGGCAUCUUUGAGAGCAAGAUUGACAAGGGGGCUGAGACGCUGGAGAAGAGUCAGAUUGCGGGGUCGGCGAAGCUGAGACGUGAGCAGUUUGUUUGUUUUAGGGAUGGGGUGAAUGGGGCAAGAGUUGGCAAUCUCGAAGAGCUUGCUCGACAAGUGGAUCUCGCGAAGGGACACUUGCCAAUUUCGGAUUCUGCUCCCAACAUCCAAUUCCAAAUCCCAGCCAUCAACUUCUUCUUCAUGAGUGUCUACUCGGAGUACUUGGCGAAAUCAACGAACGAUGUCGGAGAAAGAUAUUCCGCCAGGGCGUCCCUAAGGCGUCCAAAGACCAACCCCACUACUAAGACUGUCCCCUACAUAGCUACCAUUGACAAUCACUAUGUUUCCGCAGUCAUUCAUGAAGGCUAUGCGAAAGCCGCCAUGGCGCAGAAUGACACGGAGCUUGCAGCGUUUGCCGCUGGUGAAGUUUCUUCAAUCGUCUCGGCCAACGGCACCCUCAAGGGCUGGAACUCGACCUUCUACACGCUCGACGACAUCCGAAUUGGCAACAACCUCCUCCACGUGUGGAACUCAGAAGGUCGCAAGGACAACAAGUAUGUCAUCGCGGCCAAGGGUCUUCGCGAGCAGCUGAACCGAUGGCCGCGCACUCCUGAGGGAGGUUUCUGGCACCGGGCGCCCACAUACGAGAACCAGAUGUGGCUAGACGGUCUCUACAUGGCCGAUACCUUUUAUGCGACCUACACAUCCUACUUUGAGCCAGAAAACACCACAGCCUGGAACGAAAUCGAGUUGCAAUUCGACCAGAUCGAGGAGCACUGCCGGAACAAGACAUCCAACCUCCUCAAGCACGGCUUCAGCUCGGACAAGUCGACUGUUUGGGCUGACCCAAUUACUGGGGCCUCGCCCUACGUUUGGGAUCGCGCCCUCGGGUGGUACUUUGUAGCGCUCGUAGAGGUGCUGGAAGUGUGGCCUAAGACGCACGCCGGCUACUCCAAGCUCCUCAACUACUACACCACACUCGCCUCUGGUAUCAAGGAUGUCCAAGACAUAAGCGGUGGAUGGUGGUUGCUGAUGGAUGAACAACUUGCUGGGCUGACGGGAAACUACAUUGAAUCGAGCGCGACUGCUCUAUUCACCUACUCAUACUUGAAGGGUGUUAGGCUGGGAUUGCUGGAGCAAGCGUACCAGGACACAGCGGUCAAGGCGUGGGACCUUCUGUUGGAUGAAUUCAUCCAGUACGAGCAGAAUGGCACACUCAGCUUCACCGGUACUGUCACGGUUGGAAGCUUGAAGGGCGAUGCGUCGUACGAGUACUACACCACCGUUCCGCUGCUGGUGAACGAUGGCAAGGGUGCCGGGCCAUUUAUGUAUGCUGCGUCGGAGAUUGAGUUGGCUUGUUUGGAUUAGACAUAGAGUACAUCUAGGCGAUUGUAAAUAGUAAAGAAGUCCUAGAUAAAA